Molecule: messenger RNA, 4120 nt
Organism: Monodelphis domestica (gray short-tailed opossum)
Lineage: Eukaryota; Metazoa; Chordata; Mammalia; Didelphimorphia; Didelphidae
Gene: THEMIS
Product: thymocyte selection associated
Biological process (GO): T cell receptor signaling pathway
Cellular component (GO): cytoplasm; nucleus
Source: RefSeq, a predicted model, not a curated record
UCUAUAGUAAAACAGUUUUACAUCUUAGAUUAGUUUCAGAAAUCAUAUUCUCCUACUGUUAAGGUAAUCUUUCACCUGCAGUUUUGACCACAAACAGUUUUGUCUGAGCUGCAAAAAGACACCUGGGUAAGCAGUAGGCAAUAAGAACUGUACUUGGCAUACUCAUUCUGUGGGAGCUGUUCAGACUCAUUCACCCCACCCCCCCAUCCUGUGUCACUUUAGUGCUGGAAGGAAAUGAAGACCACAAUGAGGACAAUGAAACAGUUUUAACACCUUUUUUUAUGGGCUCCCCACCUCCCAGAGUUCAGUGUGUCUAAGGAGAUAGCCCAGAUUAUAAUUGCCAUGAAGUGACUUUUGGCAACCCAAGGCUUGUGUGGCACCAAGCUUCUGCACACCUCUGGCUCAACAAUGACGUCCACUCUACAGGAAUUCAUCCACUCACUAAAUCCUAGAACCCUCCCAAGGGUCCUUCAGAUUCAGUCCGGCAUCUAUGUCCAAGGUUCUAUUUAUGAAAUGUUUGGAAAUGAGUGCUCUCUAUCAACGGGUGAAGUGAUCAAAGUGAACAGUUUCAAAAUAAAGAAGAUCAUGGCUAGCAUUUAUAAGGAAAAUGAAGAUAAUCAAUGUUCUCCUAAGUUUGAACUGCCUCUAAAUUUCCCAGGUCUUUUCAAGAUUAUGACUGAUAGAAUUCCAUAUCACACCAUGAGUGACAUAACAAGAGCAGUUUAUAUUGGCCCAAGUCGGCUAAGUCACCCUUGCUUUUACCAUCAGAAGGGUAUAAACUUGGGGAAUCUCAACAUCGACUAUGGUGAACAGAUUAUGCUCAAUUCCAUUGAAGACAUUAAUGGGGAAAUGAUGGUGAACUGUGAAGUGGUCAAAAACAAUAAGCACCAUUCCUUUACCAUGCCUUUGUCACAAGAAGGAGAUUUCUAUGAGUGUGAAGAUGAAUAUAUGUAUACCCUAAAAGAGAUUGCUGAGUGGAAGAUUCCAAAGAGCAGAAAACGGAUUGUGAAAUUUACAGAUAUUUCCAAUAAGUUGAACUCCAUCUAUCCACUACCCAAGAAUUUUGAUGGUUUGCUUAGUCUCACACCCAUCUAUGAAAUACAGGCAGUGAUGAAAUUUCAAAAGGAUAUAGUUCGUAUCCUCUCUGACCUUGAUGUGGAAGUCAAAGACAUAACCGACUGUCAUGAUGCUAAGUGUUUCCUUCAGGUUCUAACCACUGAAGAUCUUUUUGAAAAGACUAGUAAAGAAUUUCCUAUGGCAGCUGAAGUGAUAGAAGGACCUCAAGAAAAUCCAUUGGCCAAUGGCAUAUUGCAACCUGGGAAAACCAUUGUCAUCCACAAAAAAUAUCAGGCAUCAAGGAUCUUAGCCUCAGAGAUUAGAAGUGAUUCUCCCAAAAGGCAUUUCUUGAUUCCAACUAGUUAUAAAGGGAAAUUCAAGAGGAGACCUCGGGAGUUCCCUACUGCCUAUGACCUGGAGAUAGCAAAGAGUGAUAAAGAGCACCUCCAUGUGGUAGCCACAAAAGCCUUUGAUUCUCCUUGUGAAGAGUUAUCAUCUGUGUCUGUGGGGGACCAGUUUUUAGUUCAGCAUUCAAAGACCAGUGAAAUUCUGUGUAAGGGGAUCAAAAAGGAUGUGGGUGUUCUGGCUUGUGAAAAAAUCCUCAAAAAGCACUAUGAGCCUGUUCUUCUACCUCUGUAUAUGGAAGGCAGCUUCAUAGAAGUGAUUCACGACAAGAAGCAGUAUGAACUUUCCAUGUUGUGUGCUCAGUUUCCCUUGCCUUUCAAUGUCAAGGUCUCUGUGAGAGACCUCUCCAUUGAAAAUGACAUUUUGGCUGCCACACCUGGCCUGCAACUGGAGGAAGAGAUCACCGACUCUUACCUGCUCAUCAGUGACCUUGCUAACCCCAGUGAGAGCUGGGAAAUUCCUGUCAGUCGCUUGGGUAUGGCUGUCCAAUUGCUUAGUAGUACAGUUGAUGUCAUUGACUCAUUUCCAGUCCGAAACAUUGUAGAAGAGAUCAGUGAAGAACAGUAUUACAUGAUGAGGAGGUAUGAGAACCCAGCCUUACACCCACCACCUCGGCCCCCCAAAAAGCCUUCUGGGAUGAAAAAGGAACCAAAUUCUCUUACUCCUCCCAAGUUAAAUAUUGCAGAUCCACCAAGGUCUCUGAAGAGUCUCCAUGUAGACACUGCCAAGAACCUGCACUCACCGCAAGCAACGGUCGCUUCAAAAUUACCAGUUAGUUGUCAAAUUGAUUUGACCCUUCCGGAGAUAGAGCAGAAUGUGAUCAGGACAACUGCAUUAGCAGACACCAGCAUGAUGAGAGAAACUAUCCAAAAUGAAUACUACAUGGAAUAAUGAGGAAUAACCGAAACAGCUUAAAAACUGAACAGAAAUAUGAUAUGAAAAAGGUGCCUUGCCUUUGUCUUCUGAGAAUCAUCUAAACUCAAAUCAACUGUUAUCACUAUAGUUCCCAGGAGUAACUUGACUGACAGACAUAGAAUAUUAAAAACUCUGGAGAUAUGUCAACUUUGACCAUAUAACUUUAAAGAGAAAUCUGAGACCAGAAAUUAUUCUCUUCUAGUCUUAAUAAUUUAAUUGUAAUUUAGGGACUAAUUUAUGAAAUUUGCACAUACAUAUCUUCCUUGGGUAUUUUAUUUAUACUACUAUGGGUAUAAUUUUAAAGUAAUUGGGUUAGCCAAUUUUUUAGAACUUCAUAAAAUCAACCUGAAAUGGGACACAAUCAGGCACAAACUCUUCAAAACUCUUCAUUCUAAAUCUCUUAAUCUUCAAAACAUUCCUAUUGCCCUGUCUCCAGUUUUCUUUUUACUUUGGUAAAUGGGGCAAAUAAAGUCUAUAACUUUCAUUAAAACAUGGCUAUUGGUGGAAGAGAUUUGAAAUUUUCAGCAACUCUUUCCAAUUUUUCAAAAAGUAGAAAUGGAUUUGGUUUCAAGUUAACUUUCUUUAAUAAGUCACAAUAAAUUAAAUCUGAGGAUUAUUAGAUAGAAUUUUUCUAGGUCAUAGGCAUUUUCCAGGCUUGUGACCUAGGAUAUAACCUAUUGCAGCUAACCAACCUGGCUACAAUUUAAUCUCUUUUUUACUAAUUAUCUCUAUUACAUUAAAGCCAUCAGACUAGAUAUCCUCUUCAGAUGAGCAUGUUUCAAGUCCAGUAGAAAAUCUAUUCUGUUACCAGUAAGACUUGAUUUUUUAAAAAAAGUCUUUAUAGUUAUCACCAAAGCUAGUUUCUUAUAAGUCACACUGAUCCUCAUUUACAUUUUAUUACAUUUGUGUAGCACUUUAAAAUAAUUUGCAUUAGUGAUUUCAGAUGAUCUUUUUAACAACUACAUUAGACAGAUAUUUUUAUCCCCAUGUUAUAAAUGGGUCAGCUGAGGCACAGAGAAUUUAGUAAGGAGUAAUGAGAAAAGCACUGACCGUUUCUAGCUUUGUGCCUUGCCACUUAGUUUUCUGAUCCUCAGUUUCCUCCUCUUUAAAAUGGGGGUAAUAGCAAUUGCACUACUUUUUGUUUGCUAUGACAUUGAUGCUUUGUUAACCUUAAAGCACUAUAUAAAUGAUACUUAUAAUUGUUAUUACUGUUAAGUUACAUACUUAAUCUCAUACAACUAUUUUGUAGAAGAUCCACAAUUAUAAUUAAGGCUUUCUGACUCCAUCUUCUUCUCCUAAUACUAUAUAAUAACUGCUUGACCAUCAAUCUAUCAUAGUUAUGUAUUGUGUAUGUAAUCAUUCAUAAAUUCAUCAGCAAAGGGGGUUAAAUAUACCUCAAAAUAUGUCUCCAUAAUAAAAAGUAUCCUUCUAAUAAUAUAAUCUAAAUGUAUUUCAUUUUUGUAGUUAUAUUGUAAUUAUUUCCUUCCUCCUUGUCUCUCCUUUUCCCUCUCUCCCUCUUUCCUUCCUUCCUUCUUUAUAUCAUUGCUAAAUCUUGCUAAUGUAGUAUGAUACCAAUGAGAAGUUGAAAUGCAUUUGUAACGUAAUUCAACUUUCUUAGCAGUGUGUAGUCUACAUUUUCUCUCAUACUGACUUUUAUUAAAAAGCAGGCUUGAUACUAGAGGAAUUACAAUUUCAGACAUACAUUUAUAAGAUUAUUUCUUGUUGAAAAUAAAUUUUCUAACUC